GGUUACUUUACCUUUAUCUUAUUUAAGAAGGGGAUACGCAGAGGCGGCGCUAGGCGAGGGCGACAUGGGCCACCGCCUACGGCCUCGCGGUCCGAGGAGACUCGCGCCUCAAAUACAUAUAACUGGGAAGCAACGUAAAAAAAUAUUCGUUAUUUCUUGCGCCACCAGAAGGCAUCGUUAAAUGUACCUUGCCCACAUCAAAUUUUGGUCUUGCCCCGCCACUGGGGAUACGUAGGAGGGUCUUGAAAGAAUAGAGAGAGAAUAGAUUAUUUAUCACAAGAAUAUUUCUCGGAAAUUAUGAGAUAUCGUUAACGACCUAAAUAGAAACAGAGCUCCAUUGUGUCCUAAAAAUACUCUUUUUGACACAGUACUUGCCAACGGCACAUGAAGAGUACCUACUACGUAUUAAGUGUACGACGUUUACGAAAUAUAAUAUUAAAGUGAUUCCAGCAAAAAGGUGAAACUAUCCCCGAAGCAAGUGCAAUUCUUUCAAGACUACGGUUACCUCCAAUUGCCCGGAUCUUCACUGAGAGGAGUUAGUGAAGAUGGCUCAGGAAUACGGCAGGCUGUUCCGAGAGAAGAAUAACCCGAAGAUGGAGACGUCGUGGCAGUGGAAGCUGAUGAGCAAGGCGGCAGAUAACGAGGAAUAUUCCGACUACCACUACUUCCCUUACAAGAACGACUCCAUGACCGCAGCGUUCAUCAACUUGGACGACGCCGACCCUGAGAACGGCGGGCUGUGCAUCCACCCCCGCUCACACAAGUUCGGCCCGAUGAAGGACGUCGGCACAAUUGAGAAAGGACAGGCCUUCCAUUAUAUGGACCCAAAAGAAUGGCCAAUCGUCGCCAAGAGGAGGGGAUGUCAUCUUCUUCUUAUACUUGACGCUGCAUAGCAGCUAUCGUAAUCUCUCCGACCGCGUGCGCCGCAUGCUGCUUAUCCAGGCCUACGAUGAGCCCAUCAAGUACACACACAGGAGCAAAACCUGUACACGCCACUCACCGUCAGCUCGCCACAAGCUGCCUCCGCGGGCAGAUUUUUUUUUUCUUUCUUGCGAUCGAAAAUUGAUCGAUCACACGCACUACCUCCCUACUUAUUGCAGGGUUUUCUAUAUGACAGUUUUCAUUUUUCGUAUUUAUGAAAUACUUAUAAUUUAAACACCACAAAGCGGUGUGCAUGAUUGCAGGUGACAAUUUAAAAAACACAAAUCUGUAUCUAAGGAUAGGUGCUUCAGGUGUUUUAUAAAUAAGAAUUAAGGUAAAAUACAAUACAACAUAGAACAUA
Messenger RNA from Cydia pomonella (codling moth), 1282 nucleotides. RefSeq lists its product as uncharacterized. Lineage: Eukaryota; Metazoa; Arthropoda; Insecta; Lepidoptera; Tortricidae. The coding region runs from base 546 to 893 and encodes 115 amino acids. The transcript has 4 exons. The record is from RefSeq and is a predicted model, not a curated record.